This is a messenger RNA of Medioppia subpectinata, 874 nucleotides long. NCBI's taxonomy places the organism in Eukaryota, Metazoa, Arthropoda, Arachnida, Sarcoptiformes, Oppiidae. The record is from the annotation of a GenBank genome assembly.
UCCAAAGAGUUUGACCGAAAUUGACCGAAAAGAGUGGAUCCAAUCAAUGGACGGUAUUGUGGACUACGAGGCGUACGAACAGCUGAAGACAUCGUACGACCAACUCGUGGACAACAACCGACUCCUGGAGUCGGACAACGAGUCGCUGACCGCUUGUAAUAAAGUCCUCAAGAGAUUGUUGGAGACAUUGGAGACCAUUAAGACAUCGCUCGAGCAAAAGGUCCACAUAAUCGCCGCAGAGGUGACCGCCACUACCGGUGGCGGCACAGGUGGUCACCAAUUGGUGCCCUUUGAUCGGGAACUGCAACGAGACCUGACGCCCGGCGCCAAGAAGUUCCGGUGCCAUUGGAAUGACUGCCAAUACGCGACCGACAGCUCCGGUAACUUCCAGAAACACUAUCGCAUACACACCGGCGAAAAGCCCUAUCGCUGCGACUUCCAGGACUGCAAAUACAGGUACAACCCGGGGAGUAUCAAAGAGCACAAGCGUACGCAUAGCGCCGAGAAGCAGUACGGGUGCGAUUGGGAGGGCUGCACGUGGAGGUUCAGCACCUAUAAGCUGCUCAAGAAUCACAAGCGCGCCUGUCAUACGCUGGAUAAGCCCCAUAAGUGCGAUUGGCCCGGUAUGUGUACCCUUUAUGGCCAGUGGCGGCGCUCCCGCACUGACCCUUCAUUUUGUACUCAUUUAUACAAUUUAUUUGUUUGUGUUUUUAAUGGUAACCAAUUAGGCUGUGAGAAGUCGUAUUUGGCGCCGUACCAGCUUCGCGGCCAUAAGCACACGCAUACCGGCGAUCGGCCCCAUCGGUGCGAUAUGAUUGAAUGUCAGGCGUCGUUCGCCCGGCCAACAGGUGCUCACACAACCGCUCAGCACACA